Morus notabilis is the source of this 870-nucleotide messenger RNA. RefSeq lists its product as uncharacterized. Gene Ontology annotation, molecular function: protein binding. NCBI's taxonomy places the organism in Eukaryota, Viridiplantae, Streptophyta, Magnoliopsida, Rosales, Moraceae. The transcript has 3 exons. The record is from RefSeq and is a predicted model, not a curated record. The annotation marks the transcript as partial.
UACGCAGGAGAGGCAAGACAACAAUAUCUACAUGCAGGGGUUCCCCUAUACAGAGCUGCAUUGAGGGGUGACUGGACAGCCGCUCAAACAAUCAUCAUGGAAGACAAGAAAAUAUUACAUGCGGCUAUUACAAUAGCAGGAGAAACUGUUCUUCACGUGGCCGCAGGAGCGAAAGAUGUUCAUUUUGUGAAGCAAUUGUUGGAUUUGAUGGACGAAGCAGAGGUGGAAUUGCAAGAUUGCAAUGGGAACACCGCCUUUUGCUUAGCUGUUGUAUCUGGAAGUGUAGAAAUUGUUAUGAUUUUGAUGGAGAAAAAUACUGAGUUGCCACUGAUUCCGGGCGGGCAGGGAAACAAGCCACUCUACAUGGCUGCUCUGUUUGGACAUGCUGAAAUAGGUUGGCUUUUAUAUCCUAUAACUAAGGCGACACUAAGCCAACAGGAAUGGAUGGACACAUUUUUCGCUUGUAUCCAUUCUGAUUUGCACGGUUUAGCCUUGAAAAUGCUUGACGACAACAGUGCACUGGCCAUCGCGCGUGACGUAAAUGGUGAGACAGCGCUGCAUGUCUUAGCUCGAAAGCCAUUGGCAUUUUUUAAGCGAAAUACAAGCUUAUGCAAGAGCUACUUUAACAGAAGUUUGACAUCCUCAUACCAUACAAAUUCUGUAGAGAGCGAUGCCCUUAAACUUACGAGAGGCAUAUGGAAAGAAAUUUUGGUUUCUUUACCUGACUUGGAGGUAAAGCAACUUAUUGACAAACCAUCAAGAUUUUUAUUUGAAGCGGCCGAAUUAGGGAACUUUCAAUUUUUGGCGGAGCUUAUUCACUCUUACCCUGAUCUGGUAUGGGAAGUGGAUGAGAAAAACCAAACCAUCUUC